Messenger RNA from Ramularia collo-cygni, 3423 nucleotides. RefSeq lists its product as uncharacterized. Lineage: Eukaryota; Fungi; Ascomycota; Dothideomycetes; Mycosphaerellales; Mycosphaerellaceae. The record is from RefSeq and is a predicted model, not a curated record. Gene Ontology annotation, molecular function: chitin binding. Bases 1 to 3423 code for a protein of 1140 amino acids. The transcript is spliced from 8 exons.
AUGGCUGCAACCACGCGCUUCUCAGGAAGGCCAAGCCUAGGCAAGGUCUUGCUCUCCCUCUCCCUCUUCUCUACCCUCAUUUUCGCACAGAACGCACCACCCUACGGAUCCGGAACAKCCGCUACAUGUCCAGACGCGGCGGAUGGGACCGCUGUCACUGUCAAUGGAGACCAGAGAGCCAGUGUGUAUACUAUCUAUUGCAAUUACGAUAUCGGAGGCGGUACGUUCAAUCGUACUGCCACUUCGUUCGACCAGUGCCUCGUGUUUUGCGAGAACAGCCUUCAGUGCGGCGCCGUGGUUUAUCGUGACGGCACCUGUUAUAUCAAGCCCGUCUCAAACCCUGGAAACACGAGAUUCCCCGUGACCGAUGGUUCGAACCUGGGCGUCAAAGGUGUUGUCACUACAACUACAACUACAACUACGACCACGACACCGAUCCCUACAACAACAACGACGACAACCACGCCUACUCCUUCUCCUACUCUGUCUGUGUCAAGUAGCGAGCAAUUGACGUGCACUACUGCCACCACCCCGCCUGUUGCAAGCGACACCACUACGACUACCAAUGGCGUCUGCGGUAUCAAUAACGGCCUGAACUGUGGCAAUGGGUUUGGGGAGUGCUGCAGCAUCUACGGCUUUUGUGGAAGUACGAGCGAUUACUGUGCCCCCAGCGAAUGCGAUCCUGGCUUUGGACGUUGUGCUACUGCAGGCGGCACCACGACGAAUGGUUUCUGUGGCGUGACAGGCAAUAACGCAAUUUGUGGCAGUAACUUUGGAGACUGUUGUUCACAAUAUGGAGCCUGUGGAAAUACCACCGAUUAUUGUGGACUCGGGUGUGAUCCCGCAUAUGGGCGCUGUGACGGUUCCCCAACGCCAAACGGAUACUGCGGAGCUACGAACAACGGAUGGACAUGUGGGUCGGUCUUUGGUGAUUGCUGCAGUCAAUAUGGUUCAUGCGGUAAUGACACUGCGUACUGCGGCACUGGAUGUGACCCCACAUAUGGACGUUGCGACAAUGCCACGCCUCCUACAUACAUACCAAGUUCGGUUCCUCCCCAGUACCCUAGUGGAGCGGAGACUUCGACAGCCGCUGCACCUACUGCAACUCAAAGCGGAGGACUCACACCGAAUGGAUAUUGUGGUCCGGACAAUAACGAUUACAUUUGUGGCGGAGAUUUCGGGCCUUGUUGCAGUCAAUACGGAUCUUGUGGAAUUGGCGAUGCGUACUGUGGCGCUGACUGUAAAUCUACGUACGGUCUUUGCGAUACUCCCCUUCCAGCCUGCCCAGUGAGCUCUUCAUCCUCAAGCUCUGAGAUCUCGUCUACGUCCUCCAGCUCGAGCUCCUCGUCAGAGGUAUUUAGCACGACUGAGAGUUCAUCUUCAAUCCCUGAUACGACUACCACAACGACGACUACGCCAUUUCCGACUACUACCACAACGACCACUUCAUUUCCGGAUACAACAACCACCACGACUACAUCUUUGCCAGAUACGACGACCACUACAACUACGUCCUUUCCGGACACAACCACUACAACAACCACGCCGUUUCCAACGACCACGACRACUCCCAUUUCGACAACAACUACAACUACAACAUCUUUCCCUGACACGACAACUACUACUACAACAACGUCUCUCCCGGACACGACCACUACUACAACUACGCCGUUUCCUACGACCACGACAACUCCCAUUCCGACCACGACCACAACUACAACUACUCCAAUCCCUACUACAACCACGACCACCACACUGUUUCCGGGUACUACAACUACUACGACAACCCCUUUCCCUACUACAACCACCACCACCACAACAACGCCAUUCCCAACGACUACGACGACAACCACCAGCAGUACCUUGAUCAGCUCAAUAUCAUCUAGCCCAAGCUCCAGCUCGUCUUCUUCAAGCACUGCGACAUUCUCAACUUCUAUCGGAAUUGUGAAUCGCGCAGUGUGUGGUCCCGUCUACGGCGGUCAAAGCUGUUAUGGAAGUGGUUUCGGCAACUGCUGCAGCGCAAACAAUCAAUGUGGUAGUACCGACGAUUUCUGCGGACCCGGAUGCCAAAUCGAGUAUGGAGACUGCUACCCUGUUUCCUCGAGUUCGUCUUCCACCUUCCUGUCCAGCUCGAUCCAAGCUUCAAUUCCACCCAGCUAUGUACCUCCAGUAUCCAGCUCGACCAGCUCUGCGGUUCAAGUAGCGACCACCACUAUCAGCUCUGUUGCGCCAACAAACACCUUUCCAAUCAGAGUUCCCGAGUGCGCCAGGAACUGUCUCGCGGAGAGCGAUCUUCAGGGAUGUGAUCCGAUGGAUGUCUCUUGCAUCUGUCGCAACAACGAUCUCAUUGCCGACUACUCCUGCUGUUUGGCAUUGAGCUGCAGCUCUAACAUGGAGCUCAUGGCAAUCAUGGCGAUUGGACGUGCACUCUGUGCUUGCUACGGGUACUUCGGUCUUCCGACAAGCGCUGGCUGUACCGCACCUGCGUAUAGUGCGACCCCAAGUGCAACACUCAUCGACCAAUCUCCCACUACUACUUCCACCAACUUUGUGACGCCCACGGCCAGCACAUGUGGCAACAUCCUGGAGAGCAUCACGGAUCAGAUCCCCAGACCCUCGUCUACAUCCAGCACGGUUACUGCUCCACCUAGCGUGCCCGCAUCUACCACUGCGUCAAUCACUGCUACGCCUAUUCCCACCAGCGCAUUACCUCCAUGCGCCAAGCCUUGCAUUGCGACGUACGAACAGACUAGCUGUUUCGGAGGCUGUAGCCCGCUAGACGUGGCAUGCAUCUGCAGCAACACUGUUCURGUAGAUAGCCUCUCGUGCUGUGUCGCUCAGACAUGYGAUGAAGCUGGACAAGAAGCCGUCAGCAAUUUCGCCGAUGCCCUCUGCGCACAAUAUGGAGUCUACAGUCUCCCGGAAUCCGCUUCCUGCGCUCCAACAACGACUCCCUCCAACGGUCUCGCCAUCCCCUCCUCGACCAUUCCCGGCUGCUCCUCAACAGCACUCAUAACAUCCGCAACUGCAACCCCAACCGGCCUCCCUCCAUGCGCUCAACCCUGCAUCGCCUCCUACGCCUCUUCAUCCUGCUAUGGCGGUUGCUCUCCAUUGGAUGUAACCUGCAUCUGCAGCAACAAACCCCUCUUGAACGAACUAUCCUGCUGCGUCAGCACUUCUUGCGACGGAGCAGGAGAGGCAGAAGUGGUGAGGUUCGCACAGAAUCUCUGCCAGCAGUAUGGUGUAUUUGAUCUGCCUUAUAGUGCGGGCUGCGCUAGUACAUUGGCUAUUGGGGCCACUAGUACAACGAUUGGAAGCUGUGCGACGACUACGAGUGGGUUGGUUGGAGGUACGUGUGUGCCUUGUCCAAAGAUUUGUGAGAAGAGAACCACUGUUCUGGCUAUUACUGCGGGCUCUUAUUAG